CAUUUUUCUCUUUCAAAACAAUAACCCAUAAAUUCUCUCGUGAUAAUGCUUCUUAAAAUAAUUGUUUUCAUCACAUACAGUCUAACUUUAGAAGUGACAUGUGAAGGAGAAUACUACUGGAGACCUUGGACUCGUGGUUCUCCACCUGAAGAUGCUAUAACUGCUCGAGACCACAGAGGAAUUUCUUACAUUGUUGAAGCUUAUGCUCCCAAUCUUGGUAUUUUCAUCGGACAGGCAUUUGUUCACCAGCACCAAAUCAAUAUUUCGGCCUUCCAUGUGAAUACAACGCUCAUAUCACAAAAGAGUCAUGCUUUGAAGGUUCUAUGUUCUGGUAACAAGGAUACGUUAGCCUGGUAUCCAACGACAUCUCACGUACUUAGAAAUGAAUUGGAGACUUCAUCAGUGAAUCCUGUGAUUGGGGGUCAGAAUGUACAAGAUGACAUACUUUACAUAGGAAAAUAUGUGGAUACAUUAGCAAGGACAAUACAUUUUGGAAGCAUUUGCGAUAGUUUGCUGCACUUACAUUACAAUUAUAAUAACGUUGAUAAAAUUCAAUAUCAUUAUGAAAUACUGAUAUCGAAUGAUAAGUGUAAUAAAUAAAUGAAAGCAAUACUGAAAUAAAUAUAUUAUAUAAAA
Molecule: messenger RNA, 636 nt
Organism: Leptinotarsa decemlineata (Colorado potato beetle)
Lineage: Eukaryota; Metazoa; Arthropoda; Insecta; Coleoptera; Chrysomelidae
Source: RefSeq, a predicted model, not a curated record